CAUAGCUGUAGGACAGAGGUAGUCACUGCCAUUCACUACUCAGCCUCUUAUUUAUUAUUAGCCGUCUUGGAUCUUGUCGCUGCUGUUUUUAUUUUUUUUUUCUCAGCGGCUGCGACUUUUGCUUUGCGCAACCAAGCAGGCUGUAUAUCUUUAGAUCUCAGGUAAAGGUGUGGAAAUACAGCAGAGAGGAGCGACCGAUUUCUGCUCGAUCGAAUGUGCUACUGUAGGUCAGGUAGGACUCAGCUGAUGGCCCUUUAAUUUCAAACCCACAAGCGUAGUUACACCGCGCGCUGAAAGCACUGCUCAGCUUCCCAAUGUUCAAGACGGCCAAUUACCCGGCGGUGGAUCCUGCGCCCACCAUCAUGCACGGUGCUUGGCUUACCACGGGGUGCCGAGAAAACACGCCCGUGGCGGUGGAGAAACCCAAGAAAAAGACGUUUAGCCUGGUUAAAAUAAUGUCUCUGAGCAACAAGAAGGCGCACGGCCAGCAUCCGCAGCACAACAACAAUAUACCUUUUACGAUCCACUGUCAGAUCGGGAAAGAAAUAAAGCACAUUUGCAGCAAUUGCAGCCGCGGGAACAACACACAGGACGCUGAGGAGGUUGACAGACUGUCCGCCAUGCGCUCUGAGUCCUUGGUCUCUGGUACCCACACUCCACCCAUCCGUCAUAGGAGCAAGUUUGCUACUCUGGGGAGACUCCUCAAACCCUGGAAAUGGAGGAAGAAGAAGAGUGAGAAGUUUAAGCAGACCUCUGCUGCUUUGGAACGGAAGAUGUCGCUGCGACAGAGCAGAGACGAGCUCAUCAAGAGAGGGGUGCUGAAGGAAAUCUUUGAAAAAGCAAACGUUGAAUUCCGGUCCUCAAUGGAUGGCAGCAUCUGCACUCAGGAGCCCUCUAUUAAGACAUCUAUGGUCCUGCCCACCAAGAAAUCUGUCACUUAUCCAGGCGACCAUCAGGAUACCCCUGCCAAGCCACCACUUUACCACAAACAGCCGCCUGCUCUCCCUCCAAAACCUUUCUCAAGGAUUCCAAACCAUAGCACAGAUUCUUGCCAGCCAAUGAAGUUGCCCUGCAUGCCUGGAGGAAAGCACUCUCCACCCUUGCCUCCGAAGAAAGUGAUGAUUUGUGUGCCUCCAGGGGGUCUGGACUCCUCCUCUCCGUCCCCUAACCCGCUCAGCACCCUCCCUCCAAAGUGUGUCCCUCAACAGGGCGUGCUGCCUCACCACGGCACCCUGCUGCCCUCUCAGCUCGCCGGGCUAUCUGGGUUUCACCAGAGCCACGGUCACCCGCUCCAGCUUCAGUAUGGCAGUCUGCACGCCCCAAGCCGCAUAAUCGAGGAGCUCAAUAAAACCCUGGCACUUUCCAUGCAGAGGUUUGAAAGCUCUGCUUUGCAUGGGGGUGUUCAGUGUGUUCCACUGGAUAGAAGAGAAGUGCCAUCAGUGAUCAUCGACUAUGAGGAUGACAAGGAAAACAUGCCCAAUGAGUCUGACUAUGAAGAUCUGCCCAGUAUGUACAAGGAUGAGGAGGAUGAUCUGGAUGAUGAUGAGGAUGAUGAUGAAGAUGAUGACUCUAUAUUUACAAGUUCCCUGGCUCAGAAGGUGCUAAGAAAAGAUUCCCUGGCCAUCAAGCUGAGUAACCGACCAUCCAAACGAGAGCUAGAAGAGAAAAACAUUCUGCCCAUGCAGACAGAUGAGGAGAGACUGGAGUCGAGGCAGCAAAUAGGCACCAAACUCACCAGACGCUUAAGUCAGAGACCUACAGCAGAGGAACUAGAACAAAGGAACAUCCUCAAACCCCGAAAUGAGCAGGAGGAAAUGGAGGAAAAAAGGGAGAUAAAACGAAGGCUGACACGAAAGCUGAGCCAGAGGCCCACUGUAGAGGAGCUGAGACAGGCCAAAAUACUCAUCAGGUUCAGUGAUUAUGUUGAGGUGUCAGACGCCCAGGACUAUGACAGACGAGCAGAUAAGCCCUGGACGAGACUCACAGCAGCUGAUAAGGCAGCUAUAAGGAAAGAACUCAAUGAUUUCAAGAGCAAUGAGAUGGAAGUGCACGAGUCAAGUCGCCAUUUAACCAGGUUUCACAGACCAUAGUAGACCACCACUGUCUCGAGCGGUGCCGGACCUGGCGUUCCGCUCCACUGAGAACCUUAAGUGCUGGACAGUAAAAUGGUGCCCGUUUCUACAAUAAGGCCAUGUCUUCUGAAAUGCCUUUCAGGACCCACAAAACUGAGUCAGUACUACACCACAAGAUGCAGACACCCACUGCUCCAUCCACUGUUGUAGCACAUAAUGACUCUAGUUAAUUAACAUUGCCCCAGUGAGGAAUUCGCUCAACUUUCAUUUAAACCUCUGCUGAGCUCCCAGGCCGGUGCUCAGUUCUGUGGUGACUGGACAGUGGAAGAGUCUUCAUUUGGAAUUGAUUGACACUUGCGGCAAAUCUACUUUGGUUCGUCAAUAACACCAGUGGACAUGUCUCAGUUCCCUUCAUUAUCCCGUCACCUUGGACAAGGAUGAAGAAUUGAUUGUUCUGAUCUCAUUAUAUCAGCAGAAGAUCCAUCUUCAAUGCACAUGCUGGGAUUUUGGAAAUGGUUAAGAGUGAGAGGAAGGAAGGAGGAAGGUCACGUGCAAUGUUUUUUUUUUUUUUUUUAUUCUUCUGCUUUUCAACAACUAUAGCACCCCCUGGAGUUUCCUUUGUGUCAAUACUUUGUAGUCCUGACUUCUGUCCUCAUCUGUGCAAUUCUGACUGUACCAGCAAUGCUGACAUCUAAAUUCUAACUGUGAAUUUGAGUUUGGGAAGUCCCUGCAUUCUCAAAAUGUACAUUUUGUUAAUACUGAAGAUGGAAAGUUGCAUUUAAAAAAAAAAAAAAAGGAAAAAAAAAAAAAAAAAAAGAUAAUGCUUAACCAAGUUUGAAUCAUUUCAGAGUCAUAUGCAUCUAAUAUAACAACUGCAGCUCUCAGAAAUGCUCUGGUUCCAGAGUGUGGAAAAUAUUAUGUUCAUAUUAAUCAUUCGGUUUGAAUUAUUUUUCAUUGAAGCAUUUUAGUCCUAAUUAAUUUACAUGCCUUUACACAUUCCAGCACCUAUAACGUUGUUGCUUUAACAGAAAAUAUCAAGAGAUGACUUUACUUCUUUGUCUCUUACCUUUUUGAGUGAAUAUUUUUUUCUUCCAGCGUAUGGGUAAUGAUCUUGGCAUUGAAUUACACACUUUACUUUUAUAGACGUCACUUGAGCUUUUGACAAAGCAAUACCCUUUGUUUGUCGAGAAAAGGCUCAACUGCAGGUAAAUUCCUACCACUGUUUUUUUUAUUUUAACUGUGCAUAUACACAAUGCCCGUACUUCAGGGUUAUGAGUUUAAUUAUUAUUUUAGAAAGGCUUUACUCCGGGGAACUUGUACCACAUUUUUUUUUUUCUCUUGACUGAGCCACCAAAAAAAUCUGCCUCUUCGACAGCUUUAACAACACGUUCUAUUGUGAUCUGAUGACACUAUCAUUGAGUAUGAUGCAUUCACAAUUGAAAAUGAUGGGCACAUUUUUUCAUAUGUUCUCUGAGUUAGCUUUUCUGAAUAUUUUUACUGCUUAAAUACUUUGCACUGUUAAGCUUUUUUUUCUCAAAUAUGUAAAUUAUUGUGGAAUGUCUGAGAUGUAAUCCUCUGACUGAUCCCCCAUCAGUAUUUUAAUGCUCAUACUUUAAGCUUUGUGUGCACAGAAUAUUUUUUAUCAUUUUUUACUGUAUUACUUUUAAAGUUGCAAAUGAAAUUCAGAUAAAGAAGUUUAGUUGAGAUAAAAGUAGAUGCUGUUGGCCAUCUACUGUAAUCAAUAUGUCUGCACAGGAGUGUAUGUUCUCCCUUAUUUUCAAGGUAUUUAUCAGUGAUAGACUUGGUGUUGGAUGACCCAGUAAAAUCAGGGAAUAAACAACAUAAAAUAGGUUUGCGCUGCAUGUUUUGUACGUGCUAAAAAUAUGGGUGUUGGUGUUUCAAUUGGUUUUUCAUUAAAAUCAUUACACUAAUCGUUCUAUUACUCCUUUUGGAAGAAUGGAUCUAAAUUUCAUUGGGCCAUCUCAUCACAGAUAUUUGGAGAUGUGAGGUGUUUUUUGUGUUAAAACCAACUGCUGCAGGAUUCAGGUUUGUUAUUUUUAAUCAUGAAUUCUGGAAAUUUAGAGACUAAUAGGAAUGAAUUUAUACAAAUGCAAUGAAUACAAUUUUCAGCUAUAAGUAAGAACCUAAGCCAGUAGACUGAGCAUGACAAUUUUUAUUUGGCUGAAAUAGAGGAACAUGAAUUCAAUAAUCUUUCCUUUCACAUACUGGCAAAGCACCUCAUAGUGGUCCAUUUGUUUCCCCUCAUUUUCUGAAAUGCAGAACAACCAUGUAAGGGACACAUGAUUUCAAAUAAAAUCCAUUUCUGAAUGCAUUUAAAACUUGUGUGCACAGUUUUUCCUUGGUCUUCAGUUUAUUGCACACUUCAGUGCAUCAUCAGUGUAAAUCACUGCACCUAAACUUGAACUCAUUUCCUAAAAGUAAUCCUAUGUGUGUGCAGUAAUGAUAAGUUGCUGUUGAGCUAUUUUGUUCUACUUACAGAAUACUGAGCCAACCUCCACCUUAUGUUGAGUAGGGGUGUAGAUUUAGAUGGUGUGGUAAAGGACAGAAUGGCUGAAUUGCCAGUCAGAAAAUUUGCUGCCACUCGUCUUUUUUUUUUUUAAAUCAUAUUUACACAAACUCCCCAUAAAAUACCCCUGUAUACUGUACAAUGGAGGAAAUUUGGAGUGAAAAAGCAGAUGAGGUAACACAAUAAGUAAAUCUUCCUGUGGAAGUUGGCUGCUGACGCUUUAUAGCCACUUUAAGCACCCGGCUGCUGAAUCUUAAGCACAAAUUCUUUGGCAAGCUAUCAUAUUGCUCUCUGAGGCUGUUCAACUAGCAACUUGUUAAGACUAAAAAGAAUGGACCCCAAUUAUGCUGCUGAAUGACAAUGAUACAACAAGGAUUCCAAGUGUUAUACAGAUGAGCCUCUGCUUUAGUAGUGAUGGACCCACUACUUAGGGAAAUGUAGUGGACCAAUCACUGAAAUGCCAAGAAAGGGAAAUAUCCAGGGACAUAAUGAUUACCAGAAGAAAUCUACUUAACUUAUGUUAGCUCAGAUAAGAAAUAGUAAAUUUACACUUAAAUUUAGAUAAUGACAAGUCAAGAAUAUUAAAAA
Melanotaenia boesemani (Boeseman's rainbowfish) is the source of this 5187-nucleotide messenger RNA. Its product is annotated as phosphatase and actin regulator 1-like. The record is from RefSeq and is a predicted model, not a curated record. Gene Ontology annotation, molecular function: actin binding. Lineage: Eukaryota; Metazoa; Chordata; Actinopteri; Atheriniformes; Melanotaeniidae. Gene Ontology annotation, biological process: stress fiber assembly; cell motility. The transcript is spliced from 12 exons. Bases 315 to 2090 code for a protein of 591 amino acids.